CACAUGAGAGCACAAUUCCGUUUAUUAUGUCGCUGUAUAUGGGCUGGGCAGGAGUUGGGCAGCAGUUGGGUAGGAGUUGUGAAAAUAUGAUAUUGCUACCAGAAGCUGGGUGCAAGUUCAAGAAGACAUAACAUGAAGCUCCUCCUAUACCAGAGCCUGAUGCUCCUCUCCUGGUACCAAUAUAUUUCAUGUAACGGGGAAUGUGGCCCCAGGAUAAAUGUGCCCGGCGCAGAAGGGGGAGGAGCCACGCUACCAGUGAGGGUACAGGAGCAGAUAAAAGACAUCUCUUGGGUUAUAAGUGACGGUGGGAGAGUAAAUCAUUUUGCUACAACAAAACCCAAUGAGCCCAUUGAUAUCCGUGAUAAUAAGUUUGAUGGGAGAUUGCGCAGUGAGACAAACGGAUCCUUAACCCUCACGGAUCUAACCAAUCAGGAUCAGAGAAUCUACACAGCUAACAUUCGCUCACAAUCCAAUCAGCGGUGUGACCAACUGUAUCAUCUCCAAGUCUUUAAAAAACUCUCAUCAGAAGAUAUCCUGAUUCAUCAAAACAUCACCCAGAAUGACACCCACAAUGGGCCCUGUACCUUUACUGGCACCUUGACCUGUACAGUGAAUGCAUCAGAUGUGACUCUCACCUGGAAUAACACAAACAGCCCCGGCACAGAAGUGACCAAUCACACGCUCCGUGUCUAUAAUGCUCAGUCACUUGCUAUAUACAGUUGUGCUGCCCGGAACCCAAUCAGCGAGGCUUCCAGAACUGCACAUAAUAAAGAAACUUGUGAUAAAGGUCACACAGCUUUGAAGUUAGCAGGAAAUUCUGCACCCUCAGGGUGGAUCGUUCUGGGUUUAAUACCAGUGGGGAUCGUUGUGGCUGCAGGUUAUUGCUGGUUUAAAAGGAAGAAGGAUCAGCAUAAUCUGGAAAUUAAAGAGAAUACUGUCUAUGGUCAGGGUCGGACUGGGCCACCAGGGAAUGGGAAAAAACCUUGUGGGCCUCGCUGGCCCGACACGAUCCCUGCUGGGCACUCCCCCAAACCGCUAAUCUCCCCACCCGGCGCUCAGAAGGUCCAAAGACCCGAGAAAGGGACCGUAUCUGAUUAUGGCACAGAAAAAGAACGAGAUGAAGAGAGAGCACUAACUGUGUAUACUGAGGUUCUACUGCCAAAGGGGGGCCGAGCCGGGCAGGGGAAUCCCACACAGGGAGAGAAAAUAGAGACUGUGUAUAGUGAGGUGACUCUUCCAGCUCAGGGUCCAGAAGACCAAUGUAGGAAGAAGAAGCCAUACAGCGAAGACCAAAAAGAAGAAUCAUGUUAUGAUUUGGUCAAGGCACCCAUUAACACAAGGGACCCAUCAAGCAAUAAUCCCAGCAGACCAUCCUACAACCAGUUGGUGUAAAGUCUUGAAUGCUCUUUAUCCACGGCUGCCAUCUUGUAUUGGCAAGCUCCUGGUCCAGCUAAUAUACCCUGUUUGCCCUAUUUCUGGCUGGAGUCUCCCAGACACUUCCCCUGGAAUGGCCAAGCCCCACAGGCCCAAUCCAAAGACAGCAUCUACUGAGCGUCCUCUACGCCUGAGGCAUCCAAUAAGGAAGAAGUGGCUAUUCAGAGUUUAUGUGACCCUACUGGAAUAAUACAAUGGCUUUCCUCAAGGGAUUUUUGUGGCUGGAUAAACAGAGUUACAGUGCUGUGAAAUAACUUAAUGGUAAUUAUGGGAGUAUAGGGAUAGGAAAUAGUUAACAUGGUGACAUGUUUCCUUUAGGAGGAAAGUAUUCUUCCAUUUCUUUAAGGCAGGGGCCUCCAACCUUUCUUACUCAUGAGCCACAGUCAAAUGUAAAAAGACUUGGGGAGCAACACAAGCACCAUAAAAGUUCAAGGAGGUGCCAAAUAAGGGCUGUGAUUGGCUAUUAGGCAGCCACAAAUAACUACCUGGUUUGGGGGCACUGAGAGCAACACCCAAGGGGUUGGUGAGUAACAUGUUGCCCCCGAGCCACUGGUUGGGGAUCACUGCGUAAAGGAUAUGUUCUCUAAUUGAUAAAAGGGGAUAGAGUCUAGGUUCUAGACUCUUGGUGGUCCACCUAAGAAGCAGGCGGGAGUCCUGAGGUUCCAGUGGGCUAAAAUAGACCCUGAGUUAAACCAGGGCCCCCAGGCCCAGUGACUGAGGGUAACUAAAGGAGAGUCAGACCCUGUCAUAGAACACCCCGGGGGUGUAAUAUAGAACAGAUUAGAAAGCACAAGCAUCUUAGUGCCCCAACUUCUGAAUAAUGGAGUUAUAGUAGAUUUCCCGUAUUCCUUAAUUGAGACUCAACUGAUUCCAGGGAACUUUCAUCUCAGGAAUAAUCUUUAAUAUACUGUGAACAUCAAGGCACUUUGCAGUUGGUCUUCCUUUUUUAUUCUGUGUGUUUUAACCAUUUCCUUUUUUCCUUUGAUAUUACUUGCACUUUAUAUUGAUAUUCAGAGUGGAGUAGAGGGCUUAUCUAAUAUUUAUCUUACAAUGUGCAUCAUAAACUAAACCGCAAGCAAACGCUUCUCGGCUUCAGUUAUAGUGCAACAGAUAUAAGAUUCUAACGGGUAACAGUCGAUUAAAAUGGGGUUAGGGGGAAUUUACUGAAAAAUACUCCCACUUCCUUUCAACUAGCUGUGUGUAUGUCAGUAAUAACUAUAUUAGCAAGGGGGAACCACCAUAGGGUUAUGGUCCCUUGGCCAGUGGGACCCAGACUGAAGGGCAGCUAGGGUCAGAUUUGGGGGGAAAGCAUAUUUGCUCUCAUUGAUGCUCCAUUGAGCUUGAUAUGCUGGCCAAUCCAUUGGGGCAAACUCAUUUGUUGUUCUACAUACUGGGACAUAUUUACUAAAUUAGUUAAUUGCAAUUAGUGUCUGUUUCUACAUGGAGACAAGGAUUGGCUCGCCCCAUUUUUGAGGAAGAGGAGGGCCAGCCAGGGUUAGGACUUUUCUGAUGAUUAAAAAUGGGGGUGCCAUAACAACUGUAGUGUCCUUCUCCCUUAAGAUGUGACUAUGAUGUAGAAAAACCAAUAACCUAUUUAAGAAUAGAAAAAGGCCCAAAUACAAGUCUUGCUUGAGUAUUGUGUGGUCCAUAAUAUACUGUGAGCAGGUACUUCUUACAUUGCUGUUAGCCCACUCCCCGCCCAACAGGUAUUCUGUAAUUUGCUCUAGUUCUAGUAACCCAUAGCAACCAUUCAAUAUGUAGCAUUUACUGCUCUACGGUUUCAAAGCAAAUAUCUCAUAGGAGACAGUUUGAAUAGAAAACAUUGUAGUUUGUGAUUAAUAUGCUUAUUUUGGCUACCACAGUGAGUAUUCCCAGAAACCAUCAUUCAUUAAUGAGCACAAAAGCACAUUGCCCACUGAUCAUUGCUUGCAUUCAGAAGCCUAAGUAAGGCUGCCCAUUCAUGGAUACAUCCAUUUUCUAAACAAGGGCACCAAACAGGUGGCGCUUUACCCAGUUUUGCCACCAAUCUGGUCAUAACAUGGGGCUUAAGUAAGUAUGAAUGCUACAGUCCGUCUAACCUGUCCAACAGACUGGCCAAUCACCAGUUAGAUAUCUGUUGGGCAGGCCAAUGGUUUGGCCAGAUAUACGGACUACUAAGAAACAGUCUCUGUUUGGAGAGGCAGCUCAUAUUGCCCCAUGUAUGGUCCCGACCCCAUAGUCCACUUUCUUUAGCAUAAAAGGCUUUAUUAGUAACGCACUGCAGAAUAUGCUGGAGAUAUGUAACUGUAAGCAAAUAAAGAUUAAUAGCUGUG
Molecule: messenger RNA, 3746 nt
Organism: Xenopus tropicalis (tropical clawed frog)
Lineage: Eukaryota; Metazoa; Chordata; Amphibia; Anura; Pipidae
Product: signaling lymphocytic activation molecule
Exons: 10
Coding region: 133-1392 (419 amino acids)
Cellular component (GO): membrane
Source: RefSeq, a predicted model, not a curated record